This is a messenger RNA of Saxophila tyrrhenica, 714 nucleotides long. RefSeq lists its product as uncharacterized. The record is from RefSeq and is a predicted model, not a curated record. Bases 1 to 714 code for a protein of 237 amino acids. The transcript is spliced from 2 exons. NCBI's taxonomy places the organism in Eukaryota, Fungi, Ascomycota, Dothideomycetes, Mycosphaerellales, Extremaceae.
AUGCCACAGCCAUACCUUCUGCAUGUACACUCCCAGCCGACAACUAUCGCACCUCAAGUCUACCACCAAUGGUAUCUCGAAGAACACAUUCGCGAUAUGGUAUACUUCAAAGUUAUGAAGAACAGUGCGAUAUAUCAGAGCACUAGCGACGCCUUACUGUCCAGUAACUCGAAUGCCCAAAAGACCGACUCCAUGCCAUUUCUUGCUCUGUACCAGACUGCUCGAAGCAAUUGUCUCGAGUCUGCAGAGUUCAAAAACAAUGUGCGGGUAAGAAGCAGGCUGUGGGACCCAGACUUGAAGAAGCAUCUGAGCGAGGUAUGCGAGCACUCAACCCAGCAGUUAAAAUUGGUCGAAGUGCUGGGCAGCUAUGAAUUCAACGAAGACGUCGCCCCUCACGUAGUCCACAUGCACUACUCCGGCCCCGACGUCGAAGGCAAGAUCCAAUUCGAGCACGUCAACGCUGUGUCGAUUCUCGACGGCUAUCGGAGAACGUUGCUCUACCGGCCAGCUGAGCAACCAGUGGAGGGUAUGCAGGAAGUCUUCUUGGUCCACGAGUUUGAGACACUUGACCCAAGCAGUCUUCUGUACGUCAGACAGGCGAUGGAGACGAUCGAGCCGACGAAUGACUGCCCAUUCACGCUUCGCUCGUACACUCUUCUCGGUUGUGAAGGCUUCGGAGGUCAGUGCCGGGCGCCGGAACGACUGGAGCGCUGA